This is a messenger RNA of Loxodonta africana (African savanna elephant), 2235 nucleotides long. RefSeq names its product cytidine/uridine monophosphate kinase 1 (gene CMPK1). Gene Ontology annotation, molecular function: UMP kinase activity; ATP binding. The record is from RefSeq and is a predicted model, not a curated record. The coding region runs from base 74 to 760 and encodes 228 amino acids. Gene Ontology annotation, biological process: CDP biosynthetic process; 'de novo' pyrimidine nucleobase biosynthetic process; UDP biosynthetic process. Lineage: Eukaryota; Metazoa; Chordata; Mammalia; Proboscidea; Elephantidae. Gene Ontology annotation, cellular component: nucleus; cytoplasm. The transcript has 6 exons.
UUCCCCGCCCCGCCCCGCGCUCCACCGCCCCGGCCACUGUCAGCUCCCUCAUGGUCCGGCCGAGACACGGUGUAUGCUGAGCUGUUACCGCCGCCAGCUGCUGCACGUCCUGAGCCUUAGCUUUCCGCUGCUGACUCGCCGGCCGUUUUGCCUCUGCCCUUACCACCUCAUGAAGCCGUUGGUCGUGUUCGUCCUAGGCGGGCCGGGCGCCGGCAAGGGGACUCAGUGUACCCGCAUCGUCGAGAAAUACGGCUAUACACAUCUUUCUGCAGGAGAACUUCUUCGUGAUGAAAGAAAGAACCCAGAUUCACAGUAUGGUGAACUCAUUGAGAAGUACAUUAAAGAUGGAAAGAUUGUGCCAGUUGAGAUAACCAUCAGCUUGUUAAAGAGGGAAAUGGAUCAGACAAUGGCUGCCGAUGCCCAGAAGAAUAAAUUCUUGAUUGAUGGGUUUCCAAGAAAUCAAGACAACCUUCAAGGUUGGAACAAGACCAUGGAUGGGAAGGCAGAUGUAUCUUUUGUUCUGUUUUUUGACUGUAAUAACGAGAUCUGUAUCGAGCGAUGUCUUGAGAGGGGAAAGAGUAGUGGUAGGACUGAUGACAACAGAGAAAGCCUGGAAAAGAGAAUUCAGACCUACCUUCAGUCAACAAAGCCAAUUAUUGACUUAUAUGAGGAAAUGGGGAAAGUCAGGAAAAUAGAUGCUUCAAAAUCAGUUGAUGAAGUUUUUGGUGAAGUUGUGAAGAUUUUUGACAAAGAAGGCUAACUCUGCACCUGAAGACAUUCUUGAAAUCAUGCUUGAAUAUUGCUUUGAUAGCUGCUAUCACAAUCCCCUUUUAAGGCAAUUUUGAUCUUUCAUAAUUACAUCUCAGUUAAUGGCUGGAAAGUAUGUAGUUAAGACAAAUUAAAUUGUUUAUCUUCGGUUUUUUUGUUGUUGUUCAUCUGUCAGAGCAGUAGACAGUGAAUUUAGUUUCAACUUUAUUUUAGCUAUGGUGCUUACUAAACAAAGAAGGAUAUCAGCUAGUUUUUGUUUUUUAUUCAAAAGGAAUGUCCCUUUUACAGUCUGUGCCUUCUGUGAGCAAAACUUUUUAGUAUGUGUGUAUGUCCCCUUACUCUCGUUACAACAUGUUAGGAUUAGGGAUCUCCAGUUCUUCUUUUUGUUGCAGGUAGUAAAUUUACAACCUGUUAAGAGAAUUUGUGGACCAAAUUUCAAAGGAACUUUCUGUAUAGUUACUUCUUACAAAGUGUGUUUGGUAAAUAGACUCAUAAAAUGACUUCCUAGAAGUGUUUUAAUAUUUAUCAAAUAACUGACCAUUUCCUAUAGAAAAAUAAGAAAACUUGGGCUUUGUUUUACUACAACUUGUACAAAGUUGUAUGAUAGGGCAUAUUCUUUGCUUCCAGGGUUUGGGUUAGGGCACUGGGAUUCAGAGCCUGGCAGAAUGCCAGCUUUAUUCUGACAUAAAUCUGAGGGUAAGGGACGAGGAUCACAUCUAAUGGAUGUGUUCCUUAUGCUCUAUUAUAUAGUAUUAUUAAUGAUUAAACUGAUUUUAACAAAAUUCCUAUCAGUGGAACACUGAAAUGCAUGUACUAGAUUUAAGAUAAAUGAUUCGGUUAGAGUUUUAGUAACACUUCCAAGAUUUUUUUGUUUGUUUUUGGUUUUCUUAGACUAAAUACAGGUUUAGUGGAAGAAGAAAUGCUAAUGGUUAAAUUUCUCAUUUGUAUUCUGUUUUCUUGAAUACUUUUUUCAUAAUUGUUUGUUUAAGAAGAGUUAAAAAUCAUUGCACUUUGGUCAGAAAAAUAAUAAAUAUGUAAGUGUUUGGUUUCCUUUCUGGCUACUUUUAUUCAAUAAAUUCUAUUUUUUGUAUCAUGUUGAAGCAUUGAAAGAUAUAGCAUAAAAAAGACUAUAGAAUCCAAAGGAGUUUUCUCUUAAAUCCAUCCUUCCUUUAAAAAUCUCUGAGCAAUUUGUUUUCUUCUUACCAUUUUCUUCCCUCACUAAUGCAAAGUGGUGUCCAAGGUUAUUAAUAUGAGAUUUUAAAAAUGUAUCAUUCUCAGCACUUAUACUGUUAGGUAAAAAAAAAAACAAAAAAAUGUAUCUCAUUCUCAGCGCUUAUACUGUUAGGUAUACAGGGUUAAAUAGGGCAAGGAAUUUUGUCUUUGUAUAAUUAAAUUUUAUAUAUAAAGUCAUUGGGAAUAGUGAGGACAAUUUGACGAACGUUCUUAUAAUGUACUGGAACAAUUUAU